AUGGGCGUUAGUACCGGAAUGUUCGACCUGGAGAAGCAUUACGCCUUCUACGGAGCUUACCACACCAACCCCAUCAACAUCCUUAUCCACACUGUACUCGUGUGGCCUAACGUCUUCGCUGCCCUCCUUUUCCUCUACGCUGCGCCACCAUUUCUAGAUCUCUCUAAACUAGGGUUCUUUGAUGGUGUCUUGCGCUUGGACAUUGGCCUCAUCCACGCUAUGAUUCAUGCAAUCUUCUACGUAUGCAUGGAUAAGAAAUCUGGGGUUUUAGCUGCUCUAAUGUGUAUUUCUUGCUGGAUCGGCUCCAGCUUCCUCGCAGCUCGAAUGGGACUUUCCUUGACCUUGACGGUUGGAAUAGCUGUUCAGUUCUUUUGUUUUGUCGGUCAGUUCUUCGCUCACGCCGUAUUUGAGGUUAUGCAAGCUGUUUUUGGUUACGAGCCAUAUCCUGGGUUUAAAAAGCGUGUCGACUCCAAGAUAGAGAGUGAGAUCAAGAUAUGGAGAGAAAAGACACAGCAGAAGAAGGUCACGUAA
Messenger RNA from Microthlaspi erraticum, 531 nucleotides. The record is from the annotation of a GenBank genome assembly. NCBI's taxonomy places the organism in Eukaryota, Viridiplantae, Streptophyta, Magnoliopsida, Brassicales, Brassicaceae.